Molecule: messenger RNA, 5743 nt
Organism: Anguilla rostrata (American eel)
Lineage: Eukaryota; Metazoa; Chordata; Actinopteri; Anguilliformes; Anguillidae
Gene: tmem74b
Product: transmembrane protein 74B
Exons: 2
Coding region: 704-1450 (248 amino acids)
Source: RefSeq, a predicted model, not a curated record
CCAUAGAUGGCACUGCCCCCAACCCGUCUCCUAGACGAUAUGCGAAGUAAACGACGUGCAUCCACUUGUUCAUUGACCAUCACACGUAAAACGAACUCUCGGUAUUCAUAUUACCACAAUCAAUAUAUUUAGAUAAAGCUCUUUGGAAUUUCUACUGAAAAAAAGAAAGAAAUCACAAAUUAACCCCGCCACAGAUUAUAAGGGUCAUUGCAACAUCUGUCUCGUUUUGUGCUGGUGUUCCUGUAGCCUACUUGCAAAACAGGAAUGUUCUAGCCAUGUUUUUACAUGUGCUUCUUGGACGACCCAAUAAGGCUUCCAUAGCAUUAGAAACAUCACUAGAAACAUACGACGACAGCAAAGAAAAAAAACGGCUUAACCGUAACAUUAAAAAUACGAGAACGUUCAGGUAAUUCAAGAAAUAUUGGAAGUGUUUAGUGCCAUCACGGGUUUGAGCAGUGGUAAGCCGCACCGUGCUGAGCGUGUUGCGGAGUUCUCCGUUUUCAAUCAGCUAAGUCUCAGCGCUGCUCAUUCGCGCAUGGCUACUCCCUCACAUCUCAGAUCUCUAUGAGGGGUCUCCGCUUAACAUCCUGCACCUUUCCACUGUAAAUCAUCGCCAAGCGAGAGCUUCGACGCUUGCAGGUUUUGCCCGCGGAACAAUGAGAGGGGGCGAAUUGUUAAUACGGGAUGAGUGAAGCGCUUUUCGAUGGAGUCUUUGAACAUCGUGGAGCUCCGUGAUUUUGGCGAUCGGAACAGAAGUGCUUCUAAUCAGCCUACAAGUCCCCAUCAGUCGACCCCGUCAGCACCGCGGACAGCAAUCAGCGGUGGCGUCGAGAACGCCUCGUUUCAGGAUGAGGAGCAGGAGACGGGGUUUUCCAGCAACUCCGGUAGCCGUGGCGAACCGGAUACGGUUCACCGCGAUUCCACCUAUAACAACAGCGGACAGCAGACACAGUCCCAGGCUUUCCAAAGAGACGAACUAUCUCCUCGGUCGGACGAGGAGCUGGACGCAGAGACCAACGGCCAUUCCGUCGACUACGGUUUUAUUUUCGCCCUGGUGUUCCUAGUGAGCGGAAUUGUUCUGGUGGUGAUAGCCUACACCAUCCCCCGCGAAGCUAAGGUCAACCCGGACUUGGUGACAGCGCGGCAGAUGGAGAAACUGGAGAUGUAUUACGCAGAGCUCGGCUCACACCUAGACAAGUGCAUCAUCGCCGGGCUGGGACUGCUAACUCUCGGGGGUAUGCUUUUGUCAAUGUUACUAAUGGUUUCCAUAUGCAAAGGGGAGCUGUAUCGCAGGAGGACUUUCGCAAUGUCCAGAAGGCCGAGAAAAACGUACGGAUCUAUAAAUCUGCGCAUGAGACAGCUAGAGGGAGAGGGCAGGGAUUCUCUGGUGGAAUGUGAGCCUGUUCCUGCCACCACUGUCUGUGUCCCCAGCGCAGAGGGGGCAAGCUAAGUUAUUUCUGCUACAGUAGCGCAGCCCCGCCACGAGGGAAGGUUAUUAUAACCGGGCUGUAGAACGGCCGUAAGCAAACGAGGAGUGGAAACUAUUCUUUACAAAACGACUCCUUGUACUGUAGAAGGACAUAGCGACACACACGCCUGCACGCACGCAAACACGCGCACACACACGUAUUUUUUUUUUUUUCAAAGCACAAUAAGCACUCCUGCAAAAUUCAUAUACUAAUUAAGCGUGUUGCAAAUAAUCAGCUAUGAGCUACUCCUAAAGAGUGGAGGAUAUAUACGUAUAGUCUAUGUCACAUCAUAUAUUUACAUGUUUUAUUACUCUGUAAAGAUACAAUAUGCCUUAAAAAGUAAAACAACACUGGUUGAAUUUAUGUAUUUAACACAAGGAUUGGGAUUUUGCUCAGUUAUAUCAUAGGGCCUUGUUAAGCCAAGGAUUUACAUGUAGCAAAACACUCUAACCAUUUUAAAACUUGGGGGCCAUUAUUCCUUAGUCUUGGCACAACUGCCAUGAACAAUCUUCUCAACAGAUCUGUUGUUUGGAUGCAGACGUACAACCUUCAGCCAGCUUGUCUCUGAAAUGUUCAAAACAACAUAAGAUCUAAUUUAACAGCAAUAUUUCACUCGCAUCCAGAACACAUGUUCAGAAACAGAUAUAAAGUCCAGAACCCUCACCUGCUUCAGGGGGUUUUGUGAAACAUACCAUCAAGUGAUGAUUUGGGGGAAAGGGAGGCAAUAGAAAGCCUCAAACUGAAUUUAGGGGAACAUGAAAUUGAAGUUUUGUUUGCCUGUUGUUUUGGAAAUGUUAUUAGGAUGUUUUGUACAGUCUGCAGGCUAGCUACACUCUCAGAAAAAAUGGUAUGACAAAGUGCCUAAAAAGGUGCAAAUACUUGUCACUGGGGUGGUACUGUACCCCUUGCCAGCAAUACAAAAUUAAUUUGUACCUUUUUUUUACUUGUGAAAGGUACUUAUUAGUCCACAAAUAGAACAUUAUUGUUCUUCCAGGGCACAUUUGAGAAAUGUGUUCCUUAAAGAACAAAAAUGUCCCUCCACCGUACCUUUAUUUAUGAGAGUGUAGCGUGUGAGUGCAAAUGCGAGAUGUCUUAAAUUCUAAACCAUUUCUCUUUUUCGGUUUUUUUAACACAGCAAAAGCAGCACAGCUUAAUCUGAUGAAUGCACAGUAAAGACAAGCUAGUUUCUCGUGUACUACACCACGUUGCGAAACAUGGAGGCUCUAUUGACUCAGGCAUGCACAGUUUGAGUGAACACAGAGCAAUCGAAUGACCCUGCAGAGAGCAGUAAAGUAUAUCUGAUUUGAAGCGUACGUCCAUAGAAAAAGCAAAAACCUGCAGGAUGAAGAAAAAGGAAAGAGAGCAGUGUAUGAACGCCUGUAAAUAUAAUAAGCACACAUGGGGAUGGAAAGGUCUAAAUAGAGGGAGCCAGGUAAGAUGUAUCACAGGUGUUUGAAAACCCUAUAAUGCAGUAAAAGAACUCCCAGCUCAAAUGAAGGAGUACACUGCUCACGGUUGAGCAAGCACACUACUGCAAUGUGGGAGGAGACAGUUUACACCUUGAGGGGUUUACUUAGGGUACCGUGGAACCGUUAGAGGUUUUUUUUAAAAAACAAUGCUACAGUGUGUGAAGGGCAUGGUUUCAGGGGUUAGUGCAGAGAGUUCCCGUGGUGUGCUCUGGUUAUGCUGGACGACUGUUCGCCGCACACUGAACCACAUCGGUGGAGAUAUAGGCACUGUUCCAGCGUAUGGAUGAGGGCUCCAUGAUCUGGUAUCUGUUAAGGCUCUGUUCCAGUGUGUGGAUGGGCCCCACGGUCUGGUAUCUGUUAAGACUCUGUUCCAGUGUGUGGAUGGGCCCCAAGGUCUGGUAUCUGUUAAGGCUCUGUUCCAGUGUGUGGAUGGGUCCCAUGGUCUGGUAUCUGUUAAGGCACUGUUCCAGUGUGUGGAUGGGCCCCAUGGUCUGGUAUCUGUUAAGGCACUGUUCCAGUGUGUGGAUGGGCCCCACGGUCUGGUAUCUGUUAAGGCAUUGUUCCAGUGUGUGGAUGGGCCCCACGGUCUGGUAUCUGUUAAGGCACUGUUCCAGUGUGUGGAUGGGGUCCACAGUCUGGUAUCUGAUACGGCACUGUUUUAGUGUGUGAAUGGGGUCCACAGUCUGGUACUGUUAAGGCACUGUUCCAGUGUGUGGAUGGGCCCCAAAGUCUGGUAUCUGGUAAGGCACUGUUCCAGUGUGUGGAUGGGCCCCAAGGUCUGGUAUCUGGUAAGGCACUAUUCCAGUGUGUGGAUGGGCCCCAAGGUCUGGUAUCUGGUAAGGCACUAUUCCAGUGUGUGGAUGGGCCCCAAGGUCUGGUAUCUGUUAAGGCACUAUUCCAGUGUGUGGAUGGGCCCCAAGGUCUGGUAUCUGUUAAGGCACUGUUCCAGUGUGUGGAUGGGCCCCAUGGUCUGGUAUGAAAUCUGUGGCAGUGCUGACUGUCGCGGACAGCCCAUCAGGGCCAUGCACAAUCAGUCAUGUUGUUGCCAGCAUGGCAGGCAUUCAGUCGGCUGGGGUGAUUAUGUCUUGUCGCUCACCAGCAACCCCUGCUAGUCAGUCUAGCACCCACAGCCUGCUCGCUCAAAUUCCAUGUGAACUGACUCAUCUCUGAGUUCAGCUUCUGGGGUUCAGAGUAAAAACCAGCAGCAGCAGGUAUUGGAAUUGUGUGUUUUUAGAGGAACUGAUAGCGGAUAUUGUAGUAAUCUGUGAUUACUGUUGGUCUGGGCAUUCCAAACUGGAGAAAAGGGAAGAAAGCAUUUAAAAACAAUGCAAAAAGUAAUGGAAACAUUCGAAGACCAUACUUGGCCUGUUACGUAGCCGCCCACCGUAUGCAAACGGAUGAUAUUUUGGCACAGAAAUCUUGUAAAAAUAUGUAAUUCAUGUUGCAAUCAUUCCUAAAGAGACACCGAACUUCUAGAAAAGAAAGAUUAUACUGUUCAUGAUGACAAUGAUUCAGGACUCAGUUCUUACAAGGCAUUAAAAAGACAGCGAGAUGCCGGAAUGACUUUGAUUUUGACUUUUGCGAAGCACUGCUUUUCGCACAAUCACUAAGGGGGUCAGUUCAAUCAAGGCACAAAGAAAUUUGGUCAUUUGGUACCUAAUUUAAAGAAGUAUUAAAGUUUUAAAAAAAUAUUUUAUUUUUUAGUGUUUGAUUUGUUAUGUAAAAUAUGUUUGUAAGGGUUCAGAAUCUCUGCACAAAAUGAAUAAAAAGUUGUGAGAAAGAAGUGACACAGAUUUGUGCCUUGAUUGUGGCCCUCAUUAUUUGAAUGUUGGGAUGUAUUUUAUGGGUAAUAGGUUGCAUCACAAGCUCUGUUAUUGUGAUAAUUUGUCGUGGACUGUCUGAGAGUGCUUGCUGUGAACUUAGACAACACAAACCAGCCCUCUGCUUUUGCAGAACCUUGAUGCUAAAAGAUUAUGACUGAAUGUAAUUAACUCAAAAUGCUGGACAUUAUAUUGGAAUCACCAUCAGAACACCCAAAACGUUUCAAUUGCAUAACUUGUUUACUUUGUCAAAUAACCCCCCAAAAGUGAAAAUGUUAUACUGACAAAGUAUGACAGAGUGGCAUGGUGUCAUCUUCACAUAUCAUUUCAAAGAACAUAUUUCAUAUUACCACACACAGAACAUAUUCAAAAAUUGCUGCAAUUUAUUCACUAUAUUCUUGUUUUGUCUUUUGAAAACACCAAACAAAACUCCCAAGUGACUCUUACGACAUCAACCGGCGAGGACUGAAAAAAAACACUUGAUAUUGUACCAUAGCUCCAUAGUCUAUUAAACAAAAAAAAAAAAAAACCUCUGUAAACCUCAUUGUACACCUCAGCUUGAAGUUACGUAAACUGUCAACUUUUGUACUGGAAAUCAAAGCUUACAAAAAAAAAGGUGGGAGAAACAGCACAGCUGUACGGAUGGGUGCUUCAGCGCUGUAGUCUCGCGGCUGUCACCCGUCUUUUUGUCUGGUUCAGCACAGCAAGGUGGCAGUGAGACGGGAGCGCUCUGCGGAGUCGAGACGGACGGCGAUCCAGUUCUCAAGGGAGACUGUUAAAAGCUGCAUGUGAACUUUUGUAAAAAAAUGUUGUGAAACUUGAAAUUGAAGUGAAAAGGCAGGCGUAUAUGUGUAUGCUUAUGUGCAGUUCAUGUAUCAUUUUUGAAAGCCUAUCAUCAUUUCAAUGUGACAAAAAUCUCUUUUUUUUUGGUUGUUGCUGUUAUUGUUGUUUUUAAUAAAAAUGCAUCUGUCUCUUUUUUCUGGAA